Messenger RNA from Tripterygium wilfordii, 2274 nucleotides. Its product is annotated as pentatricopeptide repeat-containing protein At4g02750-like. Lineage: Eukaryota; Viridiplantae; Streptophyta; Magnoliopsida; Celastrales; Celastraceae. The transcript has a single exon. Gene Ontology annotation, molecular function: protein binding; RNA binding. Bases 237 to 1847 code for a protein of 536 amino acids. Gene Ontology annotation, biological process: RNA modification. The record is from RefSeq and is a predicted model, not a curated record.
GGUUUACUUAUACGAGGGGGUUAAGAGCCUUAUUUCACCCCGAAUGGACUUUGGGGGAGUCUUACCUGUUGUUAACAAAGUGGGUUAACAAAGGGCAGGCUAAUCCUCCCAGCUAUCCAUGGACUGCGGACAUGGCCAAUGUAGUAGGGCUCAUUUUUCUCUCUCAACCUAGAUUCCAUCUCUGCUGACAUGGUAAAGUGUCAGCCCACGAGCCUUCGGUCCCGUUCCUCCGUUUUAUGGGCGCGGGAACUGCAGGAGAGGAAAACGGAAACUUCCACAUGAGCUUCUAUAGCGCGCCAAUGCGCGUAAUGCAGAAAGUCCUCUCCUUGAGAAUUUCUCGAGACGUUUGUACUCUCUCAGCUAUUACACCGAAAUCGUCCGAUCGAAGACCCACGUCGCAACAUACCUUGUCCUGGAACAGGGCAAUCGCUAGGCUAGUGCUAAACCACCAAAUGCAAAAAGCCCAAGACCUGUUCGAUGAAAUGACCGAGAAAGAUAUUGUUUCGUGGAACACCAUGCUUUCUGGAUAUAGCAAGGCCAGAAACCCGGAGCAGGUCUAUCAAUGUUAUCUGGAUUUGGAGAGAGCUGCUUUUAGACCCAAUGAGUACACUAUGUCGAUUGUGCUUCAUGGCAUUAUGGAGACAGCUUUCAAUGUCUUGGUCCAGCAAAUUCAUGCUCGUGCUAUCUGCCUCUCGCUUAAUGUGAGUGUAUUUGUUGGUUCUGCGUUGAUUCGAGGAUAUGCUAAUGUGGGGAAUCCGGGGGUUUUAGAUAGAGUGUUUGAUGAGAUAUUGGGGAGAGAUGUUACUUCUUGGAAUGCAUUGAUCUCUGGUUAUAUGGAAUUGGGGUGCACAGGUGAGGCACAAAGAGUGUUUGAUGAUAUGCCGGAGAGGAAUGUUGUUUCAUGGACUAGUUUAAUUAAUGGGUAUAUUGCUAGUAAGAGAAUCAGCAAGGCUCGUUCUAUGUUUAAUAAGAUGAGUGAAAGGAAUGUGGUUUCAUGGACAGUGAUGAUCAGUGGGUAUAAUCAAAAUGCCAUGUUUGUGGAAUCCUUGAAAUUAUUUCAGCUGAUGGUUAAGUCAGGUACUCAACCAAAUAACUUCACGUUUUCCAGUGUAUUAGAUGCUUGCGGAGGCUGUUCUUGUCUUCUCUUGGGCCAGCAAGUUCACGCAUACAUUUUGAAGUUUGGAAUUCCAGAUGAUGUGAUCUUGUCAACCUCUCUUCUGGACAUGUAUGCAAAAUGUGGGGAUAUUGAUACUGCAUUUUGUGUAUCCGAGUCCAUGCCCGAGAGGAAUUUAGUGUCAUGGAAUUCAAUAAUCGGAUGUUGUGCCAGGCAUGGACUUGGAGAAAGGGCAUUGAAGGAGUUUAAAAGAAUGAUAGCAGUAGGUGUCGAACCUGAUCGGGUUACAUUUGUUAACUUAUUAUCAGCAUGUGGGCAUGGAGGACUGGUUACAGAAGGUCAAGAACACUUCAACUCUAUGGAGACAAAGUAUGGCAUCCAAGCUGAACUCGAGCACUAUGCUUGUAUGGUGGAUCUUUACGGAAGGGCUGGUUUGCUGGAAAAAGCGCGGAAAUUAAUCAAGGGAAUGCCUUUUGAGCCUGAUGUGAUUGUUUGGGGUGCCCUGCUUGGAGCUUGCCGCUUGCAUUCGAGUUUUGAACUCGGGGAGUUUGCUGCGAAAGAAAUUUACAAACUGAAACAAGAUAACCCAGCAGCUUAUUCAGUUCUGUUGAAGAUUAAUGGAGAUAAGGGGGCAUGGAAUAGUGUGGCUGAAUUGAGGAAUUUAAUGAAGGAGAGGCAUGUUAAGAAGCAGAAGGCAGGUAGUUGGAUUGAAUCUAAGAUGGACCCAAUGUAAGUAGUAACCAAUGCUUCUGAGAUGCAAAAGGAAGAAGUGACAUGGAAGUGUGGAAAGAGUUGAGAUGGCUUUGGUGGGCAGAGAUUCAAGCAUCUAUGUUUCACCGGUACGAAGGAUCCAGUUCCAUGAAUAUAAAGGAGGCUUCUCCAUCCUGUAUCUAUCAUGAGGAUGCAUUCUGCUUGGCCUAAUUCUAUGCCAAGAGGUAAGGUCCCCUGCUUCUCGAGUUAAAGUUCAAUGAGUCUGUUGCACUUUUCCUCUGGCUGGCAGUGAGAAUCUUGUAUGUAUGCAUAGAUGGGGAGGGGGGCUCCAAUUCCCGGCCAAGAAUCCAAUGUGAGGAGAUUCAUUCCCUUUUCCUUAAAAAUAAAAACAAAUGUGGAUUUGCCGAUUAUACAUUACAGGAUAAAUGAGUACCUGAACUUGCUGCAAA